AACAUGCACCAGGCAGGCACAGAUUCUCCUGCCGCUCAGUCUUAUGUGUGUACUGUACCUGUUCACACAGAGACACCAUAUGCCUCGUCACCUCAUUUUGCUUCUUUAGCUCCAUGUUUAUCGGUCACAAACAUUAGAUUUCUCCGCGUUUUGCCGGUGGUCUUUACAGUCGGAGGAGCAUCAUGGAGCACAUGUCAUCUCCAGUCAGGUUUCGCAGCAACAAAAAAGAUAUCCAGUCUGUCCAUCGAGGACCAGGAGAACGCUCACUGUCCUUUCGCCAUGAGAGAUUUGCCUCCAGCCUCUCUGCCCAAUGAGCAGUGCCAAAUACCAGGCCAACAGACAUCAGUCAUCAACUAUGGGGCUGAGGGAACCGGAGCAGCCACCAAUGGAAGUCACCCCAGCCCCACUGGGACCCCACCUCUGCCUCUGCCUCUGCCUCACCCCACUGGGACUCCGCCUCUGCCUCGUCCCACUCCCUGUAACCCGACUGGAUCUCCGGUCGUUCCUCAUAGACCAAAUCGUGCAGGGACAGGCAGAGAUGUCCAGAGUCUGCCAAUGAAGAGGCAGCUGGUCUCACAGGGGUCUCUGGACCCGCCGCUCAGCCCGGCCUCACGUCCACACAGCCCCUGGGGAUUCUUUGACCCAUAUGACUCUCCAGAGGAUCAAGACAAGGAGUAUGUUGGCUUUGCCAUGUUACCUAACCAGGUUCAUAGAAAGACAGUGAAGAAAGGUUUCACCUUUACUUUGAUGGUGGCUGGCGAGUCUGGUCUAGGUAAAUCCACCCUGAUAAAUAGUUUGUUCCUCACAGAUCUUUAUAAAGAGAGAAAAGUUCCCAAUGCAGAAGAAAGGAUAAAUAAAACAGUCGACAUUGUCAAGCACACCGUUAGCAUCGAAGAAAAAGGAAUAAAACUGCGCCUCACCAUCAUAGACACACCAGGGUUUGGAGAUGCUGUCAACAACACCGAAAGUUGGAAGCCCCUUGAAGACUACAUCGACCAGCAGUUUGAACAGUACUUCAGAGAUGAGAGCGGCUUGAACAGAAGAAACAUCCAGGACAACAGAGUCCACUGCUGCCUCUACUUCAUCUCUCCAUUUGGACAUGGACUUCGUCCCCUUGACGUGGAGUGCAUGAAAGCGUUGCAUGAAAAAGUUAACAUUGUUCCCAUACUGGCCAAAGCUGACAGCCUGACAGCAGCAGAGAUGCGCAGAAAGAAGAUGAAGAUCCGAGAGGAAAUCAAGCAGUUUGGCAUCAACAUCUACCAGUUUCCUGAGUAUGACUCGGAUGAAGAAGCAGAUUUUAAAAGACAGGACCAGAUACUUAAGGAUAGCAUCCCGUUCGCAGUAAUUGGGAGCAACAUUCAGGUGGAGAGUAAAGGUCGUAGAGUCAGGGGUCGGAUCUAUCCCUGGGGCAUGGUCGAAGUGGAGAACCCAGUUCACUCUGACUUCCUACUGCUGAGGAACAUGCUGGUGAGGACGCACAUGCAGGACCUGAAGGAUGUGACGCGGGAGUCACACUACGAAAACUACAGAGCCAAUUGCAUCCAAAACAUGACGCGCAUGGUGGUGCUUGAGAGGAAACGCAGUUUACGCGAGAAGUUUCGAGAAGGAAGCGGGGUGGAUUUCCCUCUGCCGCUGGCCGUCGUCGACACCGAGAAGGAAAGACUCAUCUUUGAGAAAGACGAGGAGCUGAGGAAGAUGCAGGAGGUGCUGGAGAGGAUUCAGGAGCAGAUGCUGAACACCCAGGCAGGCGGCUGCUGAUGACAUCAUAAUCCCAUGAGGAGAAGAGAUCAAGGAGGGAGUUCCAGGAACAGCACAAGGAACACCUUUUCUAAUCAACAUGAUCAAAACAGCUCAUAGUCAAAGCAAAUCCGCCAUAUUGAAAUUAGGCCUUUAACUGAACGCUGUCAUCUGCAACAGUGAACAGAAGGUUUUCAGUGGGUCGCACACAUGAUGGGAAAGUUGACUGAGAUUUUUUAAGCAUGAGUCACUUGUCAUGAGACAGCCUGCUGCUACAAUUAUGUAGUUUUAUUUGAUUUGCUCUGUUUAUUUGUUUCAGGAAGACUCCUUUAUGAGCAAACAUUGGUAAUGGUUGUACACUGCCAUCUAGUGGACAAAGACACUGAGCUUAUGUUUUUUAUUACGUUAAAUGUGCAUCUCUAUUUGUGAGUCAAGUGUUGUGUUUUUGUAUUCAUCUUUUGACAGAUUGUAACUUUGCUGUUUUGUAUGGACAAUAAACUCAUGAAACAAAUUUUUAAAAAGCA
Sphaeramia orbicularis (orbiculate cardinalfish) is the source of this 2261-nucleotide messenger RNA. RefSeq names its product septin-5-like. Gene Ontology annotation, molecular function: GTP binding. The coding region runs from base 4 to 1758 and encodes 584 amino acids. NCBI's taxonomy places the organism in Eukaryota, Metazoa, Chordata, Actinopteri, Kurtiformes, Apogonidae. The transcript has 12 exons. The record is from RefSeq and is a predicted model, not a curated record.